Oncorhynchus gorbuscha (pink salmon) is the source of this 2227-nucleotide messenger RNA. RefSeq names its product G-protein coupled receptor 151-like. The transcript has a single exon. Bases 277 to 1641 code for a protein of 454 amino acids. The record is from RefSeq and is a predicted model, not a curated record. NCBI's taxonomy places the organism in Eukaryota, Metazoa, Chordata, Actinopteri, Salmoniformes, Salmonidae. Gene Ontology annotation, biological process: G protein-coupled receptor signaling pathway. Gene Ontology annotation, cellular component: membrane. Gene Ontology annotation, molecular function: G protein-coupled receptor activity.
AAGCAAAUCGAUGUUUGAUAAGCAGAUUAGGCUACAAUCAGGAGUUGAGUUUUAGAACGAGAUAGAUCCAUUCACUUGUUUGUUGUUUAAUCUUUGAAAAUAUUUUUCUCAAAAUACUUUUUUUUGACUAGUCAGUCUUUUUUAUAAGUCAAUUUCUCCAGCAGUUUUCAUUUCCAUCGGUGUAGGCUUCUUGUAUUAAGUCGGCUUUCAAUAUACUAUUCUCUACAUAAAAAGACAAGUCGAAGCCUUCUCUCUCCACCGCCUGUUUCUUCUGAGAUGGAUAAACUGCCAGGGGUGAACAUAUCCACUGCUAAUAUCUCGACUGUGGACCGACUUCGUCCUUCGUUCAUAGAGCGUGGUUCCUACGAGCACCUGGAUCCAGGCGAGCUGCAUGUCCUUGUGCCUGUCAUCCUGGGGGUGAUCUGUGUCCUUGGGCUGGCCGGUACUCUCACAGCCAUAGGCAUCCUGAUCUCCAACGCCCACCGUGGGAAACUCUCCCUCAUCAAUGCUCUCAUCCUCAACCUGAUGUUUGCCGACGGCCUUGUCCUGGCGUUUGCCCUCCCGUUCCGUGCUGCCGCCUUCUCCAAACCCACCUGGACGCUUGGCUGGGCAGUGUGCAAGACCUGUGAUUGGUUCCUGCAGAGCUGCAUGGCUGCGAAGAGUUUUACCGUAGCGGUGUUGGCUAAGGCUUGUUACCGUUACGUCUCUAACCCGACUAAACAGGUCAGCAUCCGUCUACGCUCCAUCCUAUUGGUGAUGUGGUUCCUCUGGCUGUCUGCCUGCUCCGCUCCCAUCCCUACCUGGCUGUUCUCUUCACUGCAGAGAGAGACCCGGGGGCUGGUGUGUGUGCAGGUGGUUCCCCCCGAAGCGCAGGACUUCAUGUCGGUCUACGUCAAGGCGUACCCCCUCGGUGUGUUCUGCGCCCCUUUGAGUUUUGCCCUGCUGUAUUUCUGGUGGGCAUAUGGGCGGUGCCAGAGGCGCUGUAGUAAGACCCAGAACCUCCGAACGCAGAUCAGAUCCAGGAAGCUCACGCUGAUGUUGUUCAGUCUGACGGUAGCCAUGGCGAUGCUGUGGCUGCCGCAGUGGGUGGUCUGGGUGUGGGAGCGGCACGCCGCGGAGCGAGAGGCACAGGGACCGAGAGAGGAGGAACCCUUUGUCGUCUUCUCUCCCCCUCUCCUCUUCUCCAUCUCCGCCUUGCUCCUCACCUUCUCUCUCUCCCUGGUGAACCCCAUCAUCGUCCUCUCUCUGUCGGAGGAGUUCACAGAGGGGUACAGGGGUCUGUGGAGGCGCCUUACUCUUCGUAAACACACCCCGUCCAACCCAAAUCCCAAACCCGGGCCCCACGCACCCACCGCCCCCCAGUCCCCUUGCCCACGACCAGAGACCUCAGGCCAGCUGCAGGGAGGUGACGGAAGCCUAGGCCCCAUCCCUACCCAGGAGACUAGAGUUGAUCCCCAGCACCAGGCGGAGCAGGGAGGGGUGGAGGAGGUGGAUGCGGAGGGAGAGAGCCCCCGGGAUGGGAUCGUGCUGCUGGAUGUGGAGCAGUUCUGGCAUGAGAGAGAGACAGGCUCGAUGACAGAGGAGAAUGAUCCCAUACCCUGGGAGCACCAAGAGGGAGCACCAGCCGAGGGGAGGAAGUGAAGAGAGGAAGUGAGGGAAGGAAGCAAGGAGCAGAUACACACACCGACCAACAGGACAGGUUGUAAAAGGCAACUCAGUAUUCAGCUACAUCUGUCCUUGUUCACCCCUGAGCUUUGUGUAUCUGUCUUGUGUGGUUUUUGUGAUCAAAUUGUGUUACCCACCACCACCAGUGAUUUUUAAGCAAAAGGUUGUUUGAGAGUUGUUGGACACUGCCUCAACGAUGCCUGAUACACUAUUUAGCAUCGAGACCAGCCAGUAAGCCUCCCCUCUCUCUUCCUCUCAGCUAGCUCCACAGUGUUCAAACAACCUUCAAACAACACACACAGCGACUAUAUCAGCAGCUGUAAUGGACUGACAUUUGAUUAUACCUCACUGGACUGAAGACCGGUCAACCCAGGAGUCAACCCAGGCGUCAACACAGGAGUCAACCCAGGAGUCAACCCAGGAGUCAACCCAGGAGUCAACCCAGGAGUCAACACAGGAGUCAACACAGGAGUCAACACAGGAGUCAACACAGGAGUCAACACAGGAGACAAUGGUUGGUAUUCAUUCAACUGUGUUUAUGAUAUUGCUUGAUGGGAUACAU